Messenger RNA from Penicillium coprophilum, 1878 nucleotides. RefSeq lists its product as uncharacterized. The coding region runs from base 1 to 1878 and encodes 625 amino acids. NCBI's taxonomy places the organism in Eukaryota, Fungi, Ascomycota, Eurotiomycetes, Eurotiales, Aspergillaceae. The record is from RefSeq and is a predicted model, not a curated record. The transcript is spliced from 3 exons.
AUGUCGUCUUCGUCGGUUGCCGCUACAUCUUCCUUCUCACAAGUGAGCGCUCAUUCUAUGGGAUUCUGCUCAACAUCAUCGGCCUCAUCACCGUUCGAUGGCCCUGUUAUCGUUGAUAAAAAUGGAUUUCUACAGUCAGCACUCCGCGCUGGAGGCCCUUACUUGUGUUCACUACCGGCUCGUACGACUUCAACUAGUUCUCAUUUUGAUGCCGACACUGUGUAUCAGAUCGAGAGAUAUGCAGCACAAGUCUUGCGUGGCAUCAGUUUGCAGUAUCAAGGCAUUCGACUUGUGGGUAGACACUCUAAGAUCGACCCCGAACCUGAACAAGUCACAACCUUGCUUGUCAGAAUGCCAAAUCAACCACAGCCAGAAUUGUGGUAUCGAACUGCAAACGAGAUCCAACAGCUGCUACUACGCCACCUUGAUCAUGGAAUUUCGGUGGAGAUCAUUGAAACAGACUUGUUCAAUGGAAUAUACUGUUCUCCCGUUGAGUCGAGCCACUCCAUCGUUCCCAAGUGGAAGAGUCUCGUGCAGGAGAUUGUAGCCCGGUGUCCCAACAAGGAUGAGUGGCUUGGAAUGGACUGUUUCCGAUAUGGAACAAAUCCCCAUCGGAGUUCCAAUCCAGUGACAGUAAUCAUCCGUGUCCAGAAAACAUCUGAGAACUCGUUCGUCACGGCUGCACGUUAUAUUCAUGGUAUUCUUGCAGCAUUCAAAGAACCUGAGGUGGAUGUUAUAUUCAUGAAAGAUGGAAGCAAAGCUCUGACCCUGAAUUCGACCGUUCCACUUGAGGCUACCAAUGGAUCAGUGUAUCCCGGCGUAAGUAUCGGAAUUCAUCAAAGUUCAGCGGGCUGCUCCACGUUAGGUGGCUUUGUGCAAACCCGAUCCAAAGACCAAAAGAACUGGGAUACAUAUGCUCUUACCUGCUUCCACUGCGUUUGCCCGCCAACAAUGUGUCACGGAGAUCGCUUUCUUCGAAGUGAGGAUGCCAGAAGAGGACUCCAGAGGUGGGAAAGACACCCCUUGACAGUACAUGACGAUCCUUUGUUCCUUAAUAUCGCCAAACGCAUUCUCCGAAUUGACCAUCCAGCGCCUCGGGAUCUACGGACCACGAUCAAGUCACUAAAUCAGUCAAUAAGGGGUGUGAAAGACGAUUCUUUCUACAGAUCCAAGGCGGAGGUCGACAAGGGAGAAAAUGGCUGGCUUCCAGAUUCUGCCAGAGGUGAAUAUGAGGCUACCCUAAGGAGCAUUCGACAAUGUGAAGAACAACGCGACACAUUUGCAAAAAUGCUCAACAAUGGAGCAUACUACCUCGGGCAUGUCGUUGCCGGAAGUGGCAUGCAUCGCACCCGACAAGAUGGGGACAAGCGUCGGGUGACCGUGGAUUGGGCUCUGAUUAAGAUGUCGAGCAAUAGAAUUUACCGCCAAAUGCAUGGAGAUCGCGUCUCUGGCAACAGUGGGUUUCACUAUUACAGCAACCCAUCGCAAAACCCCCCAUAUCAUGGUGGGUCAACCCUGGACAUCCGUAGCGGGACAAUAAUUUACAAGUCUGGGCGAUCCACUGGCAUCACAGCUUCCGUGUAUCACAGCUUGGAAUCUGUUCAGCUUGAUCGGCUCAAAAGCGAUAAAGGACCCGGAUACACCUUUUCCAUCAUAUGGACAUACAAGACGGCAACUCCAGAGAGUUCCUUUCCAUUCGCAGAACCGGGUGACUCUGGGGCUUGGAUAACAAGAAUGGAUGGCAAGGUUUUGGGGAUACUGACUGGGGCCGACGAGCGGCAGACCACGCAUUACUUCUGCCGGAUAAGUGACGUGCUUGACGAUAUCAAAGAUAUCACUGGCGCAGUUGAAGUCAGAAUCGCUCCAACACCAGUUUAG